Stegastes partitus (bicolor damselfish) is the source of this 849-nucleotide messenger RNA. Its product is annotated as sorting nexin-9-like. Gene Ontology annotation, molecular function: phosphatidylinositol binding. NCBI's taxonomy places the organism in Eukaryota, Metazoa, Chordata, Actinopteri, Pomacentridae. Gene Ontology annotation, cellular component: plasma membrane; cytoplasmic vesicle. Gene Ontology annotation, biological process: endocytosis; plasma membrane tubulation; cleavage furrow formation. The transcript has 8 exons. Bases 1 to 849 code for a protein of 282 amino acids. The record is from RefSeq and is a predicted model, not a curated record.
AUGAAGUGUGACGUCAGAAGUGUAGGUGGAGGCUGGAUCGAAGCCCAGAACUCCAGCGGACACACCGGACUGGUUCCUGAAGGAUAUUUACAGAUCGGUAACGUUGGCGGUGGAGGAGGUGGAGGAGGAGGAGGAGGAGGGGAGUCGUGGUCAGGGGGCGGGGCUUAUGUCAGUAACACAGAGGGAUGGGACAGCCGAGGAUACCCACACAAUCAACAAGUGUCUCCACCAGCUGGUGAGGAUGACGACGGCGAGUGGGAUGACGACUGGGACGACCAAUCACUGGGCGGUUACUAUGGCAACGAGCAGGUGGAGGGCGAGGGCGGAGCUUCAGGACGGAGUACCCACGGACCGUCCGUCAAAAUCUCCCUCAACAAGUUCCCGUUCUCCAAAGGUCCGAGUCCUGAAGUCUUCCUAUUAGCCAAACCACCAGCCAACAGCAGAGACAGACUUCCUGUCUAUAUGGGAGAUGUGGGUCCUGUGUGGCUCUACCCGACGUCUCCUCUGGACUGUGUGAUCGCUGAUCCGAAGAAAGAGUCCAAACUGUACGGACUGAAGAGCUUCAUCGAGUACCAGGUCACACCGAACGGGUCCCGGUCAGUCCGCCUCAGCCUGCCGGACCCUGUGGACCUGGACCCGCUUGUGGACCCGGACCUGAACCGAGCUCUCAGACACGCGCACACACCUGUGCAGGUGGACGGUGACACGUCGCCGCUGAGCAGACACCAAACACAACUUGAUCUGAAGCAGCUCUCAGACCCGGUUCUGCAGCGGGGCGGUCUGCGCUGGACCCGUGCCGGUGUGAAGGCGACCGUCGCGCGCUGCUCGGUGAAACGUGAGCCGGACUAA